UUGCUACUUGAAUCGUAUUAUUCAAUAACAUUCUUCUUUCUUUGGAGAUCAAUAAAAAAAAACUGUUUAUAUUUGUUACAAAACAUUUAUAAUUAACGUAUUUUCAAUAAUUGUAUAUAAUUCAUUUGUAUUAUCUUCAAAAUCAAUUUGUAUGAAAAAUUUGUGAUAUUUUAGGUUUUAUAUUGAAUCAUAUCAGAAAAAAAUAUAUAUAAUUUGACGAUUCUUUGAAAACGAUAUGGAUUUUAAAAAGGUAUCAUCAGUUAAGAAUGAUUAUAUUAAUGUGAAAACAGAAUAUGAUAGAUUGCGGGCAGAGAAUAAUGUACUGGAUGCAUUGCGAAAAGGAUUAGAGGAAUGUAAGAAAGAAAAUCUAUCAUGUGAAAAAGAUCUAAUGGAAUUCUAUAAAUUACGAUUAGAUUCACAAAUUACAAAUAAAAAAUUGAUUGAAGAAUUAGAUAAAGUUUCUUUGAUCAUGAAAUCAGAAGAAUUGUCCUCUUUUGACGAAACAACAUUGAAUAUUGCUAAACGAAGAAAAAAUAUAACUGAUAUGGAAUACAAUCUUUCUUUAAGAGAAAUAAAUAUGGAAUUAAACCUUGUAAAUAUGAAACUCGAAUCUCUUAAAAAAAAAGUUCAUCAGAUGCAAAAAUCAAUAAAUUCAGUCAAUGGCUUUGUACACAAAGCAGAGAAAGAUAUAGAUGAUUCCUGUUCUCAAGAUGUCAUGAGAAUGAAAUUACAAGAAUAUUGUCAGGCCUUCGACAAGUUAGAAAGCGAAUUAGAGAGCUUAAAAGUCACAGAUUUACAAUCACAUUUGAUAUCAGAAAAAUAUAAACAAUAUCUAGAGAUGCUAGAAGAAAAGGUCAAAGUAGAUAAAUUUUUAGACAAAUAUCAUGAUCUACCACCAAAUAUAUUGCAAGCUAAAGUAAUUCUUGAAAAGAAACAAAGAGACUAUGAUCAACUUGAGAAUACAUUUUUACUAUAUAAUAAAAAAUUUUAACAAUAUAUAUCAUAUGUGUGAUUUAUAAUAUUAUAUGUAUAUAUAUAUAUAUCUAUUUUGUCGUAAAGUUAUAAAUAUAUAAUUUGUAA
Molecule: messenger RNA, 1080 nt
Organism: Vespa crabro (European hornet)
Lineage: Eukaryota; Metazoa; Arthropoda; Insecta; Hymenoptera; Vespidae
Exons: 2
Coding region: 236-991 (251 amino acids)
Source: RefSeq, a predicted model, not a curated record